Molecule: messenger RNA, 1704 nt
Organism: Rotaria sp. Silwood1
Lineage: Eukaryota; Metazoa; Rotifera; Eurotatoria; Philodinida; Philodinidae
Source: the annotation of a GenBank genome assembly
AUGAUGAGUUUGCCAUUUAAGUCACAAAAUACCAAGGCUGCUGCUACCAAGAGAAUCAUACGAGACUUGAGAGAUCUGGAUAAACAUCCCAUACCAGGACUUGGUGUCAGCUGUCCAGAUGAAUCAAAUCCAUUUAUUUUACAUUGUAAUGUAUUGAUUAAUGAUGGACCCUAUCAAGGCAUUAUCAUUCAUUUAAUUCUUCAUAUUCCAGAAGAUUAUCCUCUGACAGGUCCUGCUGGAAAUAUAGCACCUGGCUUAGAAUUUGAUUCUAGUUUCCAUGCUCAUAUUCAUUAUGAUGGAAGUCCUGGUUAUACAUUAUCGACUGCACUUCUUCAAAUUGUUACUUUUUUUGCCGAACCGGAUCUUUUUGUUAAUCCACCUCCAGAACGCAUUGAACAUUUACAUAGAGUUGUGAAAUAUUUUAAAUGUUCCACUUGUGGUCAUACCUAUGACAAACCAAAUCCAACCAUCGUUGAUUAUACUGCCAUCGUAUCAGUUAAACCAGAAGAAAACCAAGGAACAAUAACACAAGACAAUGAAGAACAACUGAAGGCAGAACGUGAACGCAUGAAAUUCCAUCAAGAACUUUUAGAAAAAUUGACAUGUGGUGUAACUAAACAAAAUGUUAUCGAAGAUAAUAUUUGCUUAGGUUAUCCACUAUUGAUUAAACGUGAUCAUACGGGCAGAUUAUGGUCAGAAAUUGUUUUGGAACUCAUCUCAUACGAUGCAUAUAUUGCAGAAAUACAAAAAUCAGGUGGAGACAAAUUAGAUUUUUAUGAAAACUGCCAAUUUCGUUCAGUUACAGGACGAGAUUAUAAUCAUUGGUUACCAAUAUAUAUUAAUGAGAAUCAUUUUGAAAAAGGAAAAAUAAUUAUUCAAAAUAGUAUUAGUGUCAUUCAUUAUGGUACGGCUCGAGGAAGUGUAAAAUAUGAUUUUACUCCAUCAAUAGCAUUGAGUGUAUUAACAUCAUUGAUGAAUAAAUCAGCUGUACAAUUAUUCAAUGGUCAAAUGUUCGAAUCAAAAUAUGCCAUAGAGGCUUAUUGUCAUUUUCUACGUUUAUUAAUGCAUUUCAUUGAUAUUUAUCCUGAAUUAGAUCGAAAAAUCAAUGAGAGAAUAGAAGAUUUUACAAGAAAGUUAUGUUAUCGUAAUAAAAAUACCAUACCAGAUAUUGGCGAAUUUUUAAUACAAAUUGCAUUGUCAAGUAAAUAUGAAUUAAGUGAAAUAAGAAAAUAUGUUUAUGAAGAAUAUUUUGCUCGACAAAUCUUUUGGAUUCAAAGAAAUAGUUUGAUUAAAAAUUUAUUAGAUAUACAAUCUGGUGAUUUACCUGAUAUAUUUAAAUCUGCUAAAGUAUCAAAUCAUUUAUUAGUGUUUAAUUUAGAAAUGGCUCAAACAUUUAUCUUCUCUGGGGUAAAAAAAUUUUUAGAUGCAGCAUAUGGAUAUCCACCACCAGUUAUUGUUGAAAAUUUUCAACAGCGCUUAAAAGCUAUAAAAGCAAUAGAUAAAUACAGUGAAUUUAUUCAAGCCAUCAAACUAGAUAAUAUGAUCAAAUCAUCAGAUGAUGUGAUUGAUUUGAUAAAACGUUCAAUCCAUAUAUCCAAUGAACAAGGCUAUACAAGAAUAUUUUCGAGAGCUGAAGAACGAAUUGAACAUCAGAAUAAAAGAACACGAUACGAUCAUGAGCAUCAACGAAGAUAUUAUCAUUGA